UGUUUAAAUCUGCCGGUCUUGGUGCUAAUCUGUGCGCCGCAUCUCGUUCUUUCACCAGGAUUUCUCGGAACUGUUGCUCUCUGUUGUCUGGUGACUUUGUGAAUUGGGAUUGCUUUUGUACUUCGGGAUUUUCAGCUUAGAAUUGGAGUUGCAUCUUAGCUGGAAUGCAGUGAGUAGUUGGGAAUUCUCCAUGUGGGUUUGCCGUCGUUGAGUUUGUUGUUUCCGAGGAUGUGUUAAGAAUGGAUUCGUGUACAUUAGAUGCUGCUGGGUGUUCUCUCGUGCUCACUUAGAUGCUUCUGGGUUUAGAUUCUGCGAGGGUUUUUAAAGGAGCGCGACGCUUGCAUGAUCUGUUUGGUUUGUUUAGCUCGUUGUGCUGUGGCAUCACCUCAAUAUCUGUACAUUUUCUUGCCUUCUGUUUAUUGUACUAUGAAUGUAAAUCACUUGUCCUGGCAGGCUCUGAUCCAGCUGUUCAUUCACUCAUAUAAUCUUUCGUCUCGAGGUACGUAAUCCUAUGCAAUGGCUAGCCUUAGUAGCAAGUCCGCGCUGGUGUCCAGACUUCUGCAGGUCAAGAAGGAAAGCGGGAAAACGUACACCGAGAUCGCUAAAUUGACCGGGUUGACGAACGCCUACGUUGCUCAGCUCUUCCGGCGACAAGCCCACUUGAAGCCAGAAACUGCCUCUGCCUUGAAAGCAGCUGUUCCUGCACUUUCAGAUGACUUGCUCGCUGCGAUGCAAGAGAUCCCGAUGCGCUCAUUCGAUCCCACCGUUGUGCAAGACCCUACCAUCUACAGGCUGCACGAAGCGACUGUACAUUACGGCGAAAGCAUCAAGGAUAUCAUCAAUGAAGAGUUUGGUGACGGCAUUAUGUCUGCCAUUGGUUACUACUGCUCUGUAGAGAAGGUGAAAGGCAAAGAAGGCGAGGAUAGAGUUGUUAUCAUUAUGAACGGAAAGUUCUUGCCCCACGUUGAACAGAAAGCUGAGGGCAAUGUUGCCACGUUGGCUAUCUCUUCCUCAUGAGAGAUGUGCUCUUUUGUGUAUGUUAAUAGCUGUACACAUUUUCGGGAUUAGUAAACCAGGUGGUUAUGCUAGUGUUCCUGCAAUCAUCACAGGGAAGAAGAGACUGAGGGUUUCAGUUAUGCAGGGAUCUGCUCCUCAUCUUUGCACGUGAAUCUUAAUAAAAUCUGUGAAUAAAAGUAUGCUGGCACAAUGCGUUAGCUGGAAUA
This is a messenger RNA of Physcomitrium patens, 1223 nucleotides long. Its product is annotated as cyanate hydratase. Gene Ontology annotation, molecular function: cyanate hydratase activity; DNA binding. The record is from RefSeq and is a predicted model, not a curated record. NCBI's taxonomy places the organism in Eukaryota, Viridiplantae, Streptophyta, Bryopsida, Funariales, Funariaceae.